AUGGCGUUCAUUGCUUACGCGCUCGCCUUCCUAUUAUGCAUAUCAAGCAUAAGUUUUUGCCGGGCUGAUCCCUCUGAUCAACUCUCAAAGGAAGAAGUAUUCAAUUCGGAUGUACCCAUUCCCAUUAAGUUAAGCUACGGCAACCAACAAACUUAUAAUAGGGCUAGGCCGCCGACGGGAGAUUUGGAAAAUAAAAUAGCAGCGAAAAUCAAUGAAAUAAGAACUGAGAACUUGCUAAAGGACUCUUUAUAUCAAGACUAUGAUGAGCCGCCCACCAACUUUGCUCUAAAAAAGUUUUGGGGAAAAUGGCGAAGAAGAAGGACAUCCACGAGACCUCCAACAACAGCCCAUAACCCAUCUACCGCAACUGCCGAUCCGGGAUCGACAGGAACUUCAACAACAUCCACUACAGUUUCACCUACAACAACCCCUGACCCAGCAACAUCAACUGCCAUUCCAACACCAACAGGAACUCAAACAACCUCCACUGCAAUUCCGCCUUCUACAACUACUACAACAGAGGCCACAACCUCCACAACAAGUCCGCCUUCUACAACCACGACAACAGAAGCCACAACAACAACCACUACAACGGAAGCCACAACCUCCACUACUAGUCCGCCUUCUACAACCACGACACCAGAGGCCACAACAACAACCACUACAACGACAACAGAAGGCACAACAACAACUUCUACAACGGAAGCCACAACUUCCACUACAAGUCCGCCUUCUACAACCACGACAACAGAGCCCACAACAACAACCACUACAACGGAAGCCACAACCUCCACUACUAGUGCGACUUCUUCAACCACGACAACAGAAGGCACAACAACAACCUCAACAACGGAAGCCACAACCUCCACUACAAGUCCGCCUUCAACAACCACGACAACAGAACCCACAACAACAACCACUACAACGGAAGCCACAACCUCCACUACAAGUCCGCCUUCUACAAACACGACAACAGAAGCCACAACAACAACAACCACUACAACGGAAGCCACAACCUCCACUACUAGUCCGCCUUCUACAACCACGACCACAGAAGGCACAGCAACAACCUCUACACGUCCGACAAGAAGAACAACGACAACAAGAGCUACAAAAACCUCUAGUGCAAUUCCGCAUACAACAACCACAACAACGGAACCCACAACAACAACAAUAACGCAACCCACAACAACAACCACAACAACGAAACCCACAACAACAACCACAACAACGGAACCCACAACAACAACCACUACAACAAAAGCCACAACCAUUACUACACUUCCGCCUAGAAGAACCACGACAACAGAAGCUACCAAAACCUCUAAUGCUAUUCCACAUACAACAUCCACAUCAACCACCACAACAACGGGACCCACAACAACAACCACUACAACGGAACCCACAACGACAACCACAACAACGGAACCCACAACAACAACCACUACAACGAAAGCCACGACCACUACUACACUUCCGCCUAGAAGAACCACGACAACAGAAGCUACAAAAACAUCUAAUGCUAUUCCGCAUACAACAACCACAUCAACAACCACAACAACUGAACCCACAACAACAACCACUACAACGGAACCCACAACAACAACCACUACAACAAAAACCACAACCACUACUACACUUCCGCCUAGAAGAACCACGACAACAGGAGCUACAAAAACAUCUAAUGCUAUUCCGCAUACAACAACCACAUCAACAACCACAACAACGGAACCCACAACAACAACCACUACAACGGAACCCACAACAACAACCACAACAACGGAACCCACAACAACAACUACUACAACAAAAGCCACAACCACUACUACACUUCCGCCUAGAAGAACCACGACAACAGAAGCUACAAAAACCUCUAAUGCUAUUCCGCAUACAACUCAACAUCGACAACCCCCGAUCCGUCAACUGCCGUUGCAGGAUUGGCAGGAACUCUAG
This is a messenger RNA of Drosophila suzukii, 1953 nucleotides long. RefSeq names its product mucin-2. The record is from RefSeq and is a predicted model, not a curated record. Lineage: Eukaryota; Metazoa; Arthropoda; Insecta; Diptera; Drosophilidae.